Messenger RNA from Dujonia railenensis, 1341 nucleotides. The record is from the annotation of a GenBank genome assembly. NCBI's taxonomy places the organism in Eukaryota, Fungi, Ascomycota, Pichiomycetes, Serinales, Debaryomycetaceae.
AUGAAUUCGAAUACAAAUUAUACCAGAAAUUCUGGAGUCGAAGAAUUUGCGCUUGACUCUUUGACUCCCGAAGAUAUUACAACAAAUGUCUCAACCACCUCAUUGGAGAUCGUAAGCGAAAGUGAUGAACGCAAAAGAGGAAUGAUGUGUGUAGCAGCUGGAUUCACUUGCAAUUUUAUGAUAUUUGGAAUAGCAUUCUCAUAUGGGGUCUUCCAAGAUUUUUACACCUCUGAAAUUGGUCCCUUGAAAUCUGAAUCUGCAUCAAUGGUGGCUUUGAUUGGUACUUUGGGAACUGCGCUAACAUACGCUGUUGGCGUGUUUAACAAUUCACUUACAUAUUACCUAAGUUGUACCAAAAUAAUGCUAAUAGGCUCAACCAUCAUGUCAUUAGGACUAAUUCUCACCGGAUUUGCAAAUCAAUAUUACCAAUUUCUUUUAACUCAGGGAAUAAUGUUUGGGAUUGGAUCAUCAUUUCUUUAUCUCCCUCCUGUGGUCUGUGCACCUGCGUAUUUCGACAAGAACAGAAGUAUUGCUAUGGGUAUAGUUUUUAGUGGUACGGGUUUCGGGGGUUUGGCAAUGGCUGCAUUUAGUAGAUACCUUAUAGCACACGUAGGUUGGAGGUGGUGUGUAAGAAUAUUAGGAUUCAUGAAUCUCUUUGUAACCGGAGCUGCAAGUUUCUUAGUAUAUGAACCUAAAACUUUUAAUUCAGUUGCACACUCAAGAGGUUUGUUCAAGAUGAACCAGUUAGGUUCUUUAAAGGUUUGGUUGCAAUUACUUGCCAGCUUUCUUCAAAGUGCCGGAUAUUUGAUCCCAUUGAUCUAUAUGUCAAAAUAUGGUCAAACAUUGGGUUUCAGCCUUGACCAAGGUGCCUUAUUUAUCGGUGUUAAUAAUGCUGUCAAUGCUAUAUUCAAAGUAAUUAUUGGUUAUGCUGCUGACAGAUUAGGAAGACUAAAUAUGAUUACCGUGUGUAGUCUUUUAAGUGCGACGACAAUAUUUGGAUUGUGGUUGAUAAGUACCAGAGAAACAUUCAUAUCUUUUAUUGUGUUGUACGGAGUGUUUACUGGAGCAAUAAUUGCCUUACUUCCGACAUGCUUGGUAGAGCUCUUUGGGCUUCAAAACUAUCAAUCCUUGUCUGGCUUAAUGUACUUUGCUAGGGGAAUUGGCAGCUUGUGUGGCAGUCCAAUAGCAGGGUUGUUCAUUACAGGAGGUGGUUCUAAGUCCAGUGAAUACAGAGGACUGAUCAUUUAUAAUGGAGCUUUACUAUUAGCCAGUUCUAUAUGUCUUAUUGCAUUGAGAACUGCAGUGGCUUUUCCUAAACAGAAGUUUAAGUGGAAGGUAUAA